AUGUCAUUCAACGAUCUAUCCAUCGAACUCUGCAUCAUGAUUAUGCGGGACUUGGCUUCCCAAGUCAAUUAUUUACUUCAUUACCGCGAGGACCAACGUGACGAACUUGUGAGUCCCCUAUGGCUAGCGGCAAGGCACGGAUCUAUCGAGGUUGUGCGUCACUUCUUUACUCUCCAAGACGUUGAUUGGAAUUGGGCGAGUGAAGACUUUCACGAGACGCCAUUACACGUUACGAUAGAAUCGGGACAUACCGACUUAGCUUUACUGCUUCUUUCUCAUCAAGAAGUUCUGAUAAAUGCCGAAGAUGGAGCAGGAUGGACGCCAUUUAUUUACGCUGUUUCGGAGGGAGAUGAAGCAUUGGUUAAACAUCUGCUCUCCAUUAACUCAGUCGACCCAGACCACCGAACACGUACUGGCAAGUCGGCGCUCUUCAUUGCGGCGGAUUGGGGGCGAAGCACAGACAUCGUCAAGCUCCUGCUCGAUACCGGAAGAGUUGAUGUUAAUUUUGUUAGUCUAGAAACCCUCGACACGCCGCUAAUCGCUGCCAAGCGACCAGACGUCGUUAAGCUCCUUGUUGAGCAUCCUGAUAUCGAUGUCAAUUUUGCACCAACAGGUAAUGCCGCGCCUAUCACCAUUGCGGCGGAGGAGGGCCGUUUGGAGAUAGUAAAGAUCCUGCUUACGCACCCAGAUAUUGACCCCGACGGAUCAGAAUACCCUCCAGAAGCGCCCAUCCUUCGCGCGGCAGAGGAGGGCCAUGAGGAAGUUGUUUCCGUGUUACUUGCUGACGACAGAGUAGGAAAGGAAAGUCGACGAUUGUUGGCAAAAAAGUAUCCGCGGUUUUUAUGAGAGAGAUUCAGGAUCGAUAUAUGUUGAGGGUAAAUUUCAUUCUCGAGUUUGCGCAUAGUGUUUAGUAGAUCAAAAUAAUUCGUCUUUAGUCUGCCUGAAGCAUGAAACAUCGUGAUUAAACAAUUAACUUUAUGACCUUAUUCCAUCCCAAUAAUGCAGUCAUCUAUUGGUAUUAAUAUUUCUUGGUAGAACACAGCAAAUUUCACAAUAUUAUGAAUGGCUACUCAAGGUCAAUUACCCAGAGGAAAGCCAGCGGCGUACAGG
This is a messenger RNA of Trichoderma harzianum CBS 226.95, 1110 nucleotides long. RefSeq lists its product as hypothetical. Bases 1 to 846 code for a protein of 281 amino acids. The record is from RefSeq and is a predicted model, not a curated record. NCBI's taxonomy places the organism in Eukaryota, Fungi, Ascomycota, Sordariomycetes, Hypocreales, Hypocreaceae. The transcript is spliced from 2 exons. Gene Ontology annotation, molecular function: protein binding.